Oryza brachyantha (malo sina) is the source of this 897-nucleotide messenger RNA. RefSeq names its product CASP-like protein 4B1. The record is from RefSeq and is a predicted model, not a curated record. The coding region runs from base 51 to 611 and encodes 186 amino acids. NCBI's taxonomy places the organism in Eukaryota, Viridiplantae, Streptophyta, Magnoliopsida, Poales, Poaceae. The transcript has 2 exons.
CUCACUAGCUUUGCAUCGAUCCAAUUGCUUGGCAGCGAAGGCAUCGAUCCAUGGCCAUGGGCGCCUCCCCCGACAUCAUCAAGCCUCCGCCUCCGCCACCGCCACUGCCACCGCCACCGCUGCCUCCAUCGCACAGCAACGACAGCAAACCCUACAGAGGCCGCAGCGCUAGCGGCGAUGACGAUGGCCUCGGGCUCGUCCUCGUGCUGCGCGCGGCCGCCGCGCUGCUGGCCUUCGUCGCUGUGGCGCUGGUCGCCUCGUGCCGCCACGGGGACUGGAUGGAGUUCACGCGCUACCAGGAGUACCGCUACCUCCUGGGCGUCGCCGUCGUCGCCUCCGUCUACUCGGCGCUGCAGGCGCUGCGGGGCUUCCGCCGGAUGCGCGCCGGCACCGCCUACGCCGCCACCUUUGUUGAUUUCGCCGGUGAUCAGGCAGUGGGGUACUUGCUGGUAACGGCGGCGUCGGCUGCGCUUCCGAUCACCAUCCGAAUGAGAUCGGCGGUGGUGAACACGUUCACGGACGCCAUCGCAGCCUCCAUCAGCUUCUCCUUCCUCGCCUUCGCCGCCCUCGCCUUCUCUGCCAUGCUCACCCUCUCCGCAUCCUACAACUAGUUAAUGUUAAUGUCCACUACUGUACUGCGCGCCUACCUUAAAUUAAUUCCUCAUUUUUGUAAUCAGUUGUAGCCUCUCCACAGUCUAUAUAUACAGCUAUUUGCAAUUGUCUCUCCAAAUUAAAUUCGACGUUAUAUAUAUGCAAUCAAUCAAAAACAAAUCCUGCAAGCAUCGGGUCUGUUUUGUUCAAGUGCCAAGCUUGUGGUAACCAACUUUUUAACUACCUAAAGGCUACGGUUCAGUUCAUGUCACAAUUGGGGCAUUUACCAUAAAGUCAAUUUUUUUU